AGUGAGCUGGAAUAGUGGAAAGCUGUUCUGGCUGUCCUUGGCUCGAUCCCAAUCUCAGGCAGGGCUUCGCAUGUAGGGGGCGCUUGGAGUGGAACCGUAUGUGGGAUUACAAAUCUCUGAGGCUUGUCUGACUUCUUCGACGGAGAUCUGCGCCGCCUGUGUGACAGCCACACGCCUGGAAGAUUAGGUGUCACAGUAAUAUCGUCAUCGACUGCUUGCUGGUGAAUAAUCAUGCGUUUGGACUGGAGGAGGCAAAGAGGCACUGGAAUUAAAAUGUGUAAAGAACAAACUGUACAAACGAAGCAUAGCCUCUAGACAGAGAGAGAGAGAGAGAUAAAGACCCCUCUCAUGUCAGUGUCAUGGAUCACACAAGUCCAGACAGCCCCUACAAAUGAGACAACUACAAACAUGGAGGUGCUUAUUGGUAUCAAUUCCCAUGACCGUCCUGUCUCGAGAGGCAAACUCCUCAGGAUGCUAAUAAUUCCUGCUGAACUGUCUCUCUUGUAAGAUCAGACUACCAAGAAUGGGAAUUACAGUCUAAAUGAGCGGUCCACCUAUUACUGCGAGCUGGGCACACACUCAAAUGCAGUAUGUAGUGGAGCUUUUGACCUAUGAUUCUGGACAUGCAGUACAGAGACUCUGUCAGUAUGGAAGAGCAGACCACCACUCUGAUUCACAUUUAUCAGAAUAGCACGGAACACUUGGUCAACACUUCGUUUGACUACAACUCGUCGGAUCUGAACGAGAAUGCAGACACGUAUAAGUUUUAUGUCAUUGGGCUUUUUCUCUCCUGCCUGUACACAAUCUUACUCUUCCCCAUUGGCAUAAUUGGGAACAUCCUGAUACUGGUGGUUAACUUAAACCACAGAGAGAAGAUGACUAUCCCAGACCUUUACUUCAUUAACCUGGCAGUGGCAGAUCUCAUUCUAGUGGCUGAUUCGCUCAUUGAGGUGUUUAACCUGAAUGAGAAGUACUACGACUACGCUGUUCUCUGCACCUUCAUGUCCCUUUUCCUGCAAGUCAACAUGUACAGCAGCAUCUUCUUCCUGACAUGGAUGAGUUUCGACCGGUACGUCGCUCUAGCCAGCUCUAUGAGCAGCAGACCGCUGCGCACCAUGCAGCAUGCCAAGCUCAGCUGCAGCCUCAUUUGGAUGGCCUCCAUCCUGGCCACCCUCCUGCCCUUCACCAUUGUGCAGACGCAGCACACAGGGGAGGUCCACUUCUGCUUCGCUAAUGUCUUCGAGAUCCAGUGGCUGGAGGUGACAAUCGGAUUCCUGGUGCCUUUCUCUAUCAUCGGUUUGUGUUACUCCCUCAUUGUACGUAUCCUCAUGCGGGCUCAGAAGCACAGGGGCCUGUGGCCACGCCGGCAAAAGGCCCUGCGCAUGAUUGUUGUGGUGGUGCUGGUGUUCUUCAUCUGCUGGCUACCUGAGAACGUCUUCAUUAGCAUCCAGCUGAUCCAGGGCACAGCAGAUCCAUCAAAGCGCACCGCAUCCACCCUGUGGCAUGACUACCCUCUGACUGGGCAUAUUGUCAACCUGGCAGCCUUCUCCAACAGCUGCCUGAACCCUAUCAUUUACAGUUUUCUGGGGGAGACCUUCAGAGACAAGCUGAGGCACUUUGUGAAGCAGAAGGCCAGCUGGUCAGUGGUUUAUCGCUUCUGCCACCACACUCUGGACCUCAACAUCCCAGUUAGGAGUGAGUCCGAAGUUUAGGACUGGAUGUAGUCGCAGACCUACAGUGAAUGCCUCUUGAGAUUCUUCUUUGUAAUUCUAAGAAGGAAUGUUUUUUUCUUCUUCUCAGAAUAACGCUGCUCUCGAACUGCAGACGCAGUUGGAGUAGGGCAUGUGUAGUUGUAGCCACCAGCUGACAGGGGUAUACAGUUUAGUUGACAACGAAGCACCAUGUUUGCUUUAUUUCCUGCAGAGUGUUAUCUACACAAAAAAAGGGAUUAUUCAGGGUAUUUUUUUGCAAAGAUUUUUGAUUGAGAAGGAAAGUAAACGGCAAAGACAAAAUAAUCUGUUUUUCCUAAAAGUGAACUGAAAAGAUGAAAAAACAUAUAAUGUAUCUAAGUAAUGACUUUUAUACUCCAGAAAGAUUGUGCUCAGUGAGCCCACGGUACGGGAACAAAUAAAAAACAGACAUCAAGA
Messenger RNA from Silurus meridionalis, 2147 nucleotides. RefSeq names its product G protein-coupled estrogen receptor 1 (gene gper1). The record is from RefSeq and is a predicted model, not a curated record. Gene Ontology annotation, cellular component: membrane. The coding region runs from base 612 to 1712 and encodes 366 amino acids. Gene Ontology annotation, biological process: G protein-coupled receptor signaling pathway; cellular response to estradiol stimulus. NCBI's taxonomy places the organism in Eukaryota, Metazoa, Chordata, Actinopteri, Siluriformes, Siluridae. The transcript is spliced from 2 exons. Gene Ontology annotation, molecular function: G protein-coupled receptor activity; nuclear estrogen receptor activity.